Messenger RNA from Gorilla gorilla gorilla (western lowland gorilla), 4562 nucleotides. It is a transcript of the gene RGS20, whose product is annotated as regulator of G protein signaling 20. Bases 2545 to 3711 code for a protein of 388 amino acids. The record is from RefSeq and is a predicted model, not a curated record. NCBI's taxonomy places the organism in Eukaryota, Metazoa, Chordata, Mammalia, Primates, Hominidae. The transcript has 6 exons.
CUCGCUCUGUUGCCCAGGCUGGAGUGCAGUGGCACGAUCUCGGCUCACUGCAAGCUCCGCCUCCUGGGUUCACGCCAUUCUCCUGCCUCAGCCUCCAGAGUAGGUGGGACUACAGGCACCCGCCACCGCGCCCGGCUAAUUUUUUGUAUUUUUAGUAGAGACAGGGUUUCACCGUGGUCUCGAUCUCCUGACCUCGUGAUCCACCUGCCUCGGCCUCCCAAAGUGCUGGGAUUACAGGCGUGAGCACCACGCCCAGCCUUUUUUAGUAGAGACAGGGUUUCACCAUGUUGGUCAGGCUGGUCUCGAACUCCUGACCUCAUGAUUCACCCACCUCAGUCUCCCAAAGUGCUGGGAUUACAGGCGUGAGCCACUGCACCCGGCCCCUUAUAAUUUUAUAUGAAUUUUAGGAUCAACUGUCAACUCCUGCAAAAGAAAGGAGCUGACAUAUGAUAGCCAUUGUGUUGAAUCUAUAAAGCAAUUUUACAAAAGGAAACUUUUCCAGUUCAUAGACCCCAGUAAUACACAUCCCUUACCUUUGUGCACCCUCAAACCCAACAGAAGCUAUUGGGCAUUAGUUGCCUCUUGACAGAAAGGUAUUCUACCUUUUCCACUCUGUUUAAUAAUCUUAUUCUCCCUCUCCCCCUCCCCCUCCCUCUCCCUCACCCCACGGUCUCCCUCUCCCUCUCUUUCCACGCUCUCCCUCUGAUGCGGAGCCAAAGCUGGACUGUACUGCUGCCAUCUCGGCUCACUGCAACCUCCCUGCCUGAUUCUCCUGCCUCAGCCUGCCGAGUGCUUGCGAUUGCAGGCGCGCGCCGCCACGCCUGACUGGUUUUCGUAUUUUUUUGGCGGAGACGGGGUUUCGCUGUGUUGGCCGGGCUGGUCUCCAGCUCCUGACCGCGAGUGAUCCGCCAGCCUCAGCCUCCCGAGGUGCCGGGAUUGCAGACGGAGUCUCGUUCACUCAGUGCUCAAUGUUGCCCAGGCUGGAGUGCAGUGGCGUGAUCUCGGCUAGCUACAACCUCCACCUCCCAGCCGCCUGCCUUGGCCUCCCAAAGUGCCCAGAUUACAGCCUCUGCCCAGCCGCCACCCCGUCUGGGAAGUGAGGAGCGUCUCUGCCUGGCCGCCCAUCGUCUGGGAUGUGAGGAGCCCCUCUGCCUGGCUGCCCAGUCUGGAAAGUGAGGAGCGCCUCUUCCCGGCCACCAUCCCGUCUAGGAAGUGAGGAGCGUCUCUGCCCGGCCACCCAUCGUCUGAGAUGUGGGGGAGUGCCUCUGCUCCGCCGCCCCGUCUGGGAUGUGAGGAGCGCCUCUGCCCGGCCGUGACCCUGUCUGGGAGGUGAGGAGCGUCUCUGCCCAGCCCACUGGUCUGAGAAGUGAGGAGCCCCUCUGCCCGGCAGCCGCCCCGUCUGAGAAGUGAGGAGCGGCUCCGCCUGGCAGCCACACUGUCCGGGAGGGAGGUGGGGGGCAGCCCCCGCCCGGCCAGCCGCCCUGUCCGGGAGGGAGGUGGGGGGUCAGCCCCCGCCCGGCCAGCCGGCCCGUCCAGGAGGGAGGUGGGGGGUCAGCCUCCACCCGGCCGCUGCCCCAUCCGGGAGGUGGAGGGUGCCUCUGCCUGGCCGCCCCUUCUGGGAAGUGAGGAGCCCCUCUGCCCGGCCACCACCCCGUCUGGGAGGUGUACCCAACAGCUCAUUGAGAACGGGCCAUGAUGACGAUGGCGGUUUUGUGGAAUAGAAAAGGGGGAAAGGUAGGGAAAAGAUAGAGAAAUCAGAUUGUUGCUGUGUCUGUGUAGAAGGAAGUGGACAUGGGAGACUUCAUUUUGCUCUGUACUAAGAAAAAUUAUUCUGCCUUGGAAAAAAAAAUAAUCUUAUAUUUAUAAAGCAGUUUAUAAACAUGAAAUAUAGUGUUAGAAGCCAAUUCUUGGCUUACUCAUUGGGUACCUAGUCAUCUCAUAAGAAAAUCAAUUUAACUUACUCCACAUGAUGUAUGUAAAAAGAAUAAUAAUCCUUGAGUUUAAGUUUGGGUAUGAGUUUUGCAUAUGUUACUGGCUACAAAGAUGACUGCUAUGAAGAUGACCUUUUAAGAAACCUGGAAAGAUUAAGCCAACCAUCUGCCUGUCAAUUGCACAGCCCAAGAUUGUCAAGUACUGUUGCCUAUCACACACCACUAACACAAGAAUUUUUGCCAAACAAUCUAUUUAAUUUAUCACUAUAUGCUAAGCUGUAUAUCACUUGGAUCAUUUCUUUCCAUUUUGAUGUAGGAUUACAUUUUAAUUAAGAAUACAUUUCUACCUUUAGAGGGCACUCGUAACAUACAGUACGUAGACAUUCAAAAUAAGCAGCUCUACCAGGAAUAGAACAUGAAAGAUCUGUGGAUAAGCUGCUGAUCCACAAAGCAGAUAAUCCUUUUGCUUUCAUUAGUGUAACUUUUGGAGAAGGCUCCCCACAGAUUCAGAGCCAGCCCAGCAUUAACCAAACAAAGAGAAACAGAGUGGAUCCUGUGCUAAUAUUGGGAAAACCAGGCAACAGGACUCAUUUGGGGCCUUUAUUGUGAAAACAUGCCCCAGCUUUCCCAAGAUAACCAAGAGUGCCUCCAGAAACAUUUCUCCAGGCCGUCUAUAUGGACACAGUUUCUGCCCCUGUUCAGGGCUCAGAGAUAUAAUGCAGACAUUCACCAAAUCACAGAAAAUGAAGGAGACCCCAGGGCUGUUCCUGAUAUCAAGUCCUUCCCGCCUGCACAGCUCCCAGACUCGCCCGCCGCCCCGAAGCUGUUCGGCCUCCUUUCUAGCCCGCUUUCCAGCCUCGCAAGGUUCUUCUCUCACCUUCUCCGGCGACCCCCUCCCGAGGCUCCCCGGAGGCGCCUGGACUUCUCCCCCCUGCUUCCCGCCCUGCCGGCCGCCCGGCUCUCGAGGGGGCACGAGGAGCUGCCGGGCCGACUCUCGCUCCUGCUCGGGGCGGCGCUGGCACUGCCCGGCCGACCCUCGGGGGGUCGUCCGCUGAGGCCCCCCCAUCCGGUAGCCAAGCCCAGGGAAGAAGACGCCACCGCUGGGCAGAGCUCGCCCAUGCCGCAGAUGGGAUCAGAGCGGAUGGAGAUGCGGAAGCGGCAGAUGCCGGCCGCCCAGGACACACCAGGCGCCGCCCCCGGCCAGCCCGGAGCGGGGAGUCGCGGGUCCAACGCAUGCUGCUUCUGCUGGUGCUGCUGUUGUAGCUGCUCGUGUCUCACUGUUAGAAACCAGGAAGAUCAGAGGCCCACAAUAGCUUCCCACGAACUCAGAGCAGAUCUUCCAACCUGGGAAGAAAGCCCUGCUCCUACUCUGGAAGAAGUCAACGCCUGGGCUCAGUCAUUUGACAAAUUAAUGGUCACUCCAGCAGGAAGGAAUGCAUUCCGUGAAUUCCUCCGAACAGAAUUCAGUGAAGAAAAUAUGCUCUUCUGGAUGGCCUGUGAGGAACUGAAAAAGGAAGCUAAUAAAAACAUUAUUGAAGAGAAAGCAAGGAUAAUCUAUGAAGACUACAUUUCUAUACUUUCUCCUAAGGAGGUGAGCUUAGACUCCCGGGUGAGAGAAGUGAUCAACAGAAACAUGGUGGAGCCAUCCCAACACAUAUUCGAUGAUGCUCAACUUCAGAUUUACACCCUGAUGCACAGAGACUCAUAUCCUCGAUUCAUGAACUCUGCUGUCUAUAAGGACUUGCUUCAGUCCUUAUCGGAGAAAUCUAUUGAAGCAUAGGAUUUUUCAAAUAUAUUUAUUAAUAAAAUAAUAAAAGAAUUCAUGGGCUACAUCUAGCACAGGGAAUUUAGAGGUUGUAGCAUCUUCUGCUGGAGUAAUACUCAGGCUAUUCUAAUAACAGAUGAUUCCUUCAACAGACUGCUAUAUAUUCACCAUGUAAACUGCAGCCACCUUUAGUGAUACUUUUGAAAAAAAAUAAAUAAAGGGAUAUGGCUGUUGUAGAAAGAUAGCGUAUUUGCAUUUACAAUAACAGUAGCAUGUUGUCAGUGGCAAAGGCUACACAGAAGGCUUCCUGCUGCCCGGAGCAGGUACAUCCACCAGAGCAAAGGGAACCACUUUUAUUUUGCAUGAGUUUGGUAACUGAUUACUCUCCCCUCAAAGAAAAGACAUUCAGGUGUUUCUCAACGACAUCUUCUGUCCAUCAAGCUCGGUUUGAAUACGUCACUUACCAGUGCCAUUCAUUACAGGACCCAAAUUCACAGUUCAUAAAAGAUGUGACCACUACAUGUAAAAAUAGCAUUCUACUUGAUCUUACAGUAUGUAUGUAUGUAUGUAUGUAUGGAGACAUAUGUGUGUGUGUGGAUUUCUACAUGGUUAAUGGAAAGCACUGUGCUCUGAAGUGGAUCAGUCUCAAGUGUCUGGUAACAGAAGCAGUGCUUAGAAAAUUCUUUUGUUGAAAAGAGUUACUGUUAUUAUCAGAAUUUGCCAACCUAAAGAAUGAAUUUUUAAAUUCAUAACUUGGUCAUGUUCACAACAAAACUGUGAAAUAAGCAUAUUUCCAUUUUUAUUACUGAAAGAAAUAUGGGCAUUUUCAUUCUCUAAAGAAAUAAAGCACAAGAAUUUUAUCUCAA